AUGAGUGAACAAGCGGAAAACAAGCCCGUGAGGGUCUGGUGCGACGGGUGUUUUGACAUGGUGCACUUUGGUCACGCAAACUCUCUACGACAAGCCAAAGCGUUGGGACAUUAUCUAGUCGUGGGCAUACACACCGAUGACGAAAUCACCAAGCACAAAGGUCCACCAGUUUUCACAGAAAAAGAGAGGUCCAAAAUGGUGAGAGCCAUAAAAUGGGUUGAUGAAGUAGUAGAAGGUGCUCCUUACGUUACAAAUCUCGAAACUUUGGAUCAACAUAAUUGUGACUUUUGUGUUCAUGGAGAUGAUAUAACAGUUACAGCAGAUGGAGUUGAUACUUAUCAUCUUGUUAAAAAAGCGAACAGAUAUAAGGAAGUGAAACGAACUGAAGGAAUUUCAACUACAGAUGUAGUUAGCCGUAUGUUGUUAAUGACAAGACAACAUUUUUACAAGGGUGAUAAAGAAUAUGAAGUGGAGAAAGAGCAUUCCUCAGUGAUGGGUCAAGACAAGGCUGCUAGAAGUCCAUGGACCGGAUGUUCACAAUUUUUACCUACUACCAAUAAAAUAAUUCAAUUCAGUGAAGGCAUCGAACCUAAGCCCACUGAUAGAGUAGUAUACGUUGCUGGUGCUUUCGAUAUAUUUCACGUUGGUCACUUGGAUUUUUUAGAAAAAGCCCAUCAGCAUGGUAAUUUUCUUAUUGUUGGGUUGCACACGGAUCCAGUGGUUAACCAAUACAAAGGCUUGAAUUACCCAAUUAUGAAUUUACAUGAACGAGUCUUGAGUGUUCUUGCCUGCAAAUAUGUAUCUGAAGUUGUUAUUGGAGCGCCUUACAGUGUAACGGCUGAUUUAAUGAAACAUUUUCAUGUUGAUGUUGUGUGUCAUGGUACAACACCUGUUAAAAUGGACAUAAACGGUGAAGACCCAUAUGCGCUUCCAAAAUCGAUGAAUAAAUUUGUGAUAGUUGAUUCAGAAAAUAACAUGACAACAGAAAAGAUUGUCGAGCGUAUUAUAAUUCAUAGACUCGAGUUUGAAGCUAGGAAUAUCAAAAAAGAAGCUAAGGAGCUGGCAAUCAUCAAACAAAUGGAAGACCAGUUAGAAAAAAUAAAAGUGGGAUCAUGCUAG
Messenger RNA from Macrosiphum euphorbiae (potato aphid), 1119 nucleotides. NCBI's taxonomy places the organism in Eukaryota, Metazoa, Arthropoda, Insecta, Hemiptera, Aphididae. The record is from the annotation of a GenBank genome assembly.